Molecule: messenger RNA, 1284 nt
Organism: Paramecium primaurelia
Lineage: Eukaryota; Ciliophora; Oligohymenophorea; Peniculida; Parameciidae
Source: the annotation of a GenBank genome assembly
AUGAAAACCCGAAGAAAAAUACAUGUUGAAUUUAAUUCUCCAAAGCAUGAAGAGCCUAGUUCUCCAUCAAUAUAACAAUCAGAAAAUGAUGAAGAUUCCACUUUUCCUCUUACAAAAACAAUUAAGAAUAUGCUUUAUGUUUAUGGAGAUUAAAGAAAAUCUGAAGUGCAUAAUCUGGCACAUCUAUAAAUUCAAGAAUUGAUAUCAGAUAUAUUUUAACCUCUAAUUCUUCAUGCUCUAUAUUCCCCUGCUCCUAAACCUUGGGAGGAAAUGGGAUCUGAUAUCAAAUUUGAAUUUCCUCAACCAUUAACUAAAAACAAGAGAAUAUUAUAGAAUUAUUUGAAUUCUGUUUUCAAAGAGUUUGUUAGUUUAUUUUAGAAGUUAUCUAGAAUUUCAAAGAAACUAAAGAAACAUGCAUCUGAAGUCAAUUAAGACAAUAAUUUAGACUAUGAGACAACCUUAAGAAAUAAGGCUUAAAAGGAGAAAAUUCUAGUUUAUGAGGAAUAAUAUUCUUAACAAGAGGAUUCAGUUUCAAAUUCUUCAAUAACAUCAGAAUCUCCACAUGAGAUUUGGGAGGAAUAUAUGAAGGCAAGAGUUGAGAAGAUGCCUUCUUAAGAGUUCAUAAAAUUUAUGGAAUUGAGAUCUUAAACAUUUAUUCAUCAUAAGAGAUUUAAGUAAUUUAUUGAUCCGCAUCAAUACGGAUAGAAUUUCAUCGAAUGUAUAAAUCUGAAAUUCUUAAAUUAUUGUUUAUGUCGAGUCAUUAAACGUAUUAUACAGAAUGUAAUGUAAUCAGAAUAGCCUCAAUCAUAAGUAUUCUAGUUGUCUGAGGAGCAUCUAAAGAAGUACGGUUAUCAAAUAAUAGAGACAUAUAAAAUAAGGGCUAAGAAAUAUGCAUUACAAGAUUAGAAAUUGAAUUAAAUGGCAUAUAAAUUAUUUCUGUAAGAGUUUUGCACUUAAGGUUAUGAUGCUUAUUUUUAAUCUAAAUGGGUAUUGAAGAAAAGUGGAUAAUUAUCUAGUAAUUAAGAAGUGAGAGCUUAGGAAGAAUGGGAUAAGAUGGGAAAUAUUAAGUAGAAAUGGAUUGAUAGAGUAAAGGCAGAAAAAUAGGUGAGACAAAAGUUAGUGAAGUAAAAGGAGGUUAUUCCUAAUACUCCUUAUUCUAGAAUCCUUUUAUAAAGAGUGGGAAAUAAAUCAUAUGAAUAAGCUAAAAGUUAAUUUUCAACGAUUUUUAAAGAAUGGUUCAUACAUUUAGAGACAAUAACAGAAAUUGAUAGCAUAUAUGAUUGA